AUGAUAAUUAUUAGGAAAACGAUUUUAGACUCGAUUCAUAGGUUGAUGCCAGAGAAAGUGGGCGUAGCUGGGAAAGUGGGAGUAGCUAGUCUUAGUUCUCUGCAAGAUUUAACCAAUUCUAUGUGUGACUUAGGGUGCUGUAUAAUGGAGAGAAGAAAAGCGCCUUUGAGAUAUUUAGCACUGGUACUGUUUUGCUUAUUUGCAGCUGCAAUAGUUGUGAGAGGUCAAGUUCAAGCAGCUGACGACCUCUCUUGUGGAGAUGCUGGGUUCACUGGUUGCUGUUUUUUUAACGGCUGUCAAUUAGCUUCGGGAUGUUCAUGUGACCACCAAUGCUACUCUAGGGGUGACUGCUGUAUUGAUAUCGCCGACACAUGUUCAGAUGCAUGCUUUGAAGGUCCUUGCAUAAAUGGUAACUGCACUCACGGUGUAUUCACAUUCAUGUGCGAUUGCCCUGCUGGGUACACUGGACGUCAGUGUCAGACAAACAUUGAUGAUUGUGCUGGUCAACCAUGUGUUAAUGGAACUUGUAAUGAUCUUGUGAAUGGUUAUACUUGCUCAUGCUUGGAAGGUCAUACUGGUGAAAAUUGUGACAUUAAUAUCAACGAUUGCUCAUCAGUGGUUUGCCAAAACAAUGGUAGCUGUGUGGAUGAGCUCAAUAGCUUCAGAUGCGAAUGUGUUCAAGGAUUUGCAGGAAUACUUUGUGAAUUUCAAACCGAAUGCACACCUGAAGAAGAUAGCUGCUUAAACAAUGGAAUAUGCAGAGUAAUCACGGCUAAUAGUACACGUUUGCUCAGUUGUGACUGCCCUGCUGGUUUUACUGGGUCUCAGUGUGAGAUUGAGAUUGAUGAAUGCAUGGGCUUCCCUUGCUUCAAUAAUGGUACUUGUGUAGACAUGAUAAACAGUUUUGCUUGUGAGUGUCUCCCAGGCUACUCCGGGGAUAGAUGUGAGACUGAUAUCGAUCUGUGUGCUCUUAAUCCAUGUGAGAACAAUGCUUUAUGUGUUGAGCAGAGUAAUGGGCAGAGGCGGUGUUUUUGUCGAAAUGGUUUUACCGGUGACAUCUGCCAACGAAACAUUGAUGAUUGUGCCUCUGUUGAUUGUGAAAAUGAUGGGGUGUGUAUUGAUGGCAUUGCUGAAUUCAUAUGUGAGUGUACAACUACUUUUAUGGGCCAAUUUUGUUCCAUACCCAGCACUUCUCAUCCUUGUUUCCUUGAGCCCUGUGCUAAUAACGGUACGUGCUUGCUUUUAUCUAACACUGACUAUGAAUGUGUUUGUCAUGAUCGUUUCACUGGUGGAAACUGCACCGUUGAGUUACAACCCUGUGAUUUGCAGCCCUGUCAGAACAAUGCUACUUGUAUCAACAGUGGUAGUAGUAGCUAUGAGUGUGUGUGUCCACCUGGAAUAACUGGAAUCACGUGUGAUGUAGAGAUAAACGAAUGUGAACCAAAUAUGUGCUUGAAUGGAGCGACCUGCGUUGAUGAAUUGAACUCUUACUCUUGCAACUGUCGAGAAGGCUUCUCUGGGAGAGACUGUGAGAUGAAUAUCGAUGAUUGUGUCCCAUCUCCCUGCCAGAAUAACGCUACUUGUACUGACUUAGUAGCGGCAUACAGUUGUGAGUGUAAAGCUGGGUUUUCUGGUAUGAAUUGUGAAACAAACAUCAAUGAUUGUGAGCCAAAUCCGUGCAGUAAUCAAGGAAUAUGUGUUGAUGGUGUUGACUCUUUUACAUGCAUUUGUGAUCUCGGUCUAACUGGGGAAAUUUGUGAUAUCAAUAUUCCCGACUGUAUUGGUGAGCCGUGUGCUAACAACGGUACUUGUGUCGACAAUAUUGGAAGCUUUGAUUGUAUGUGUGCUACAGGUUUCACAGGUGUGCAAUGUGGGAUCAAUAUCGAUGAUUGUCAGGAUGCACCAUGCUUCGGGCUUGCAGUUUGCAUUGACGGAACAAACAAUUUUAACUGUAUGUGCCCAUUUGCUUUUACUGGAGAACUUUGUGACAUUGAAAUCGAUUUCUGUGAUGCUUCCCCUUGUUUGAAUAAUGGUAUGUGUACCAAUAGUAUCGAUGGAGCCAGCUGUACUUGUUUCGAACCUUUUACUGGUCAGCUAUGUGAAGUUGAAGUAGGAGCUUGCGACAGUGAUCCUUGCUUCAACAAUGCCACAUGUGUGGAGACAGACGGAGGUUUUAUGUGUGAGUGCGAAUUCGGCUAUACUGGAUUCUUAUGUGAAUUGGAGAUUGACUUCUGUCAGAGAGAACCCUGCUUUAACAAUGGCACGUGCAUCAGUAUGCCACGUGAUUAUAGAUGUGAAUGUGUGCGUGGUUUCACAGGAACAAAUUGCAGUACCAACAUCGAUGAAUGCUCUUCACUACCCUGCCUAAACGAUGGAAUAUGUAUUGAUUUGAUCGAUGGCUAUGAAUGCAUGUGCCCUAAUGGAUUUAGCGGCACAGAGUGCCAAAUAAACGUCAAUGAUUGCUUACCUUCACCUUGCAUGAAUAAUGGAACUUGUGUAGAUCUAGUUGCUGACUAUCGAUGUGAUUGCGAAGUAGGAUAUGAUGGCAAGAACUGUGGGAUUGAUGUCAAUUUGUGCGACCCCCAACCUUGCGUGAAUGAUGCCACUUGCACUCAGAAUUUGACUAUCGGUAUGGUGGAGUGUGAAUGCUUGCCUGGGUUUGAGGGGAUCAUGUGUGAGGGUGACAUAAAUGAAUGCAAUAGCAACCCUUGUCAAAAUGGAGGCUCAUGUAAUAACUCCAUUGGUAGUUUCUCUUGCUCGUGUUCUGACGGUUUCACUGGGAUUAACUGUGAAUUCAAUAGCUUUGAUGACUGUAAUCCUUCUCUUUGCUUCAAUGGUGCCACUUGUGUAGACUUUGGACCAGAUUUCAGAUGUGAGUGCUCUCCGGGCUUCACUGGAGUCCUUUGUGAUCUACCAACAAAUGAAUGCCUUGAGAAUCCAUGUAUGAAUGGUGGUCUAUGUGUGGAUGCUUUUCUCAACUUCACUUGCAAUUGCGGCAAUGAUUUCACCGGUCGUCUUUGUGAUGUUAAUCUAAACCCAUGCUUUUCUUCACCAUGCUUAAAUGAUGCUAGUUGUAUAAAUGGUCCAUCUGGAUCUGAAACGUUUGAGUGUCAGUGUGCAGCUGGUUUUACUGGAGACAAUUGCGCUGUGAACAUUAAUGACUGUGAGCCUAAUCAAUGCCAAAAUGGGGCAACAUGUGACGAUGGUAUUGCGACAUUCAUUUGUAACUGUGCUCCUGGUUUUGCUGGUGAUCUUUGUGAAAUCAAUGAAUUUGAUGAUUGUAGUUUUGAUAUUUGCCUCAAUGGAGGCAACUGCAUCGACAUUGGCAACGAUUUCAGGUGCGAGUGUGCCCCAGGUUUCACAGGUCAAGUGUGUGAGUUUGGUACAAAUGAGUGCUUAGAUAGUCCUUGCUUCAAUGGAGGCACCUGUCGUGACUUGGUGGCUGACUACAUGUGCAUUUGCUCUGAAGGAUUCAGUGGAGAAGCAUGUCAAAUCGACAUAGAUGACUGUGUGGGAGUUGACUGUAACAAUGGUACUUGCAUUGAUGAAGUGGCCUCAUUCUUUUGUGUGUGUAGUCCUGGCUUCACUGGUGAUUUCUGUGACAUUGAUAUCAACGAGUGCGCUAAUAUCACUUGUCUCAACGAUGGAGUAUGCCAAGAUCUAAUUAACUCAUUCGUCUGCAACUGUCCAAUUGGAUUCACCGGAGAGUUCUGUGGAGUGAAUAUCGACGACUGUGUUGAAAUCAACUGUAAUAAUGGCCAGUGUGUAGAUGAAGUGGCUAAUUUCACGUGCCAAUGUGAGAUGGGAUACAUGGGAUUGUUCUGUGAUCAGAUGAUCGAUGACUGUAUUGGAGCCCCAUGCAUGAAUAAUGCUACUUGUAACGAUCGUCUGAACAACUUCACGUGUUCUUGUGUCGAUGGUUUUGAAGGUCGUUUCUGUGAAAUCAAUACUGACGAAUGCGAAGGUAUUGAUUGUCUCAAUGGGGGCACGUGCUUUGACCAAGUGAAUGCGUUCGAAUGUGCCUGCUCAAAUGGCUACACUGGGACAUUUUGUGAAACCAACAUAGAUGAUUGUGUGGGUGUUGACUGUAACAAUGGCACUUGCAUUGAUGAAGUGGCCUCUUUCAUUUGUUUCUGUAGCCCUGGCUUCACUGGUGAUUUCUGUGACAUUGAUAUUAACGAGUGUGCUAACAUCACUUGUCUAAACGAUGGAGUAUGCCAAGAUCAAAUUAACUCAUUCCUAUGCAACUGUUCAAUUGGAUUCACCGGAGAGUUCUGUGGAGUGAAUAUCGACGACUGUGUUGGAAUCAACUGUAAUAAUGGCCAGUGUGUAGAUGAAGUGGCUAAUUUCACAUGCCAAUGUGAGAUGGGAUACAUGGGAUUGUUCUGUGAUCAGAUGAUCGAUGACUGUAUUGGAGCCCCAUGCAUGAAUAAUGCUACUUGUAACGAUCGUCUGAACAACUUCACGUGUUCUUGUGUCGAUGGUUUUGAAGGUCGUUUCUGUGAAAUCAAUAUUGACGAAUGCGAAGGUAUUGAUUGUCUCAAUGGGGGCACGUGCUUUGAUCAAGUGAAUGCGUUCGAAUGUGCCUGCUCAAAUGGUUACACUGGGACAUUUUGUGAAACCGACAUAGAUGAUUGUGUGGGUGUUGACUGUAACAAUGGCACUUGCAUUGAUGAAGUGGCCUCUUUCAUUUGUUCCUGUAGCCCUGGCUUCACUGGUGAUUUCUGUGACAUUGAUAUCAACGAGUGUGCUAACAUCACUUGUCUAAACGAUGGAGUCUGCCAAGAUCAAAUUAACUCAUUCCUAUGCAACUGUUCAAUUGGAUUCACCGGAGAGUUCUGUGGAGUGAAUAUUGACGACUGUGUUGGAAUCAACUGUAAUAAUGGCCAGUGUGUGGAUGGAGUGGCUAAUUUCACGUGCCAAUGUGAGAUGGGAUACAUGGGAUUGUUCUGUGAUCAGAUGAUCGAUGACUGUAUUGGAGCUCCAUGCAUGAAUAAUGCUACUUGUAACGAUCGUCUGAACAACUUCACGUGUUCUUGUGUCGAUGGUUUUGAAGGUCGUUUCUGUGAAAUCAAUAUUGACGAAUGCGAAGGUAUUGCUUGUCUCAAUGGGGGCACGUGCUUUGACCAAGUGAAUGCGUUCGAAUGUGCCUGCUCAAAUGGCUACACCGGGAGAUUUUGUGAAACCAACAUAGAUGAUUGUGUGGGUGUUGACUGUAACAAUGGCACUUGCAUUGAUGAAGUUGCCUCUUUCAUUUGUUCCUGUAGCCCUGGCUUCACUGGUGAUUUCUGUGACAUCGAUAUCAACGAGUGUGCUAACAUCACUUGUCUAAACGAUGGAGUAUGCCAAGAUCAAAUUAACUCAUUCCUAUGCAACUGUUCAAUUGGAUUCACCGGAGAGUUCUGUGGAGUGAAUAUCGACGACUGUGUUGGAAUCAACUGUAAUAAUGGCCAGUGUGUAGAUGAAGUGGCUAAUUUCACAUGCCAAUGUGAGAUGGGAUACAUGGGAUUGUUCUGUGAUCAGAUGAUCGAUGACUGUAUUGGAGCCCCAUGCAUGAAUAAUGCUACUUGUAACGAUCGUCUGAACAACUUCACGUGUUCUUGUGUCGAUGGUUUUGAAGGUCGUUUCUGUGAAAUCAAUAUUGACGAAUGCGAAGGUAUUGAUUGUCUCAAUGGGGGCACGUGCUUUGAUCAAGUGAAUGCGUUCGAAUGUGCCUGCUCAAAUGGUUACACUGGGACAUUUUGUGAAACCGACAUAGAUGAUUGUGUGGGUGUUGACUGUAACAAUGGCACUUGCAUUGAUGAAGUGGCCUCUUUCAUUUGUUCCUGUAGCCCUGGCUUCACUGGUGAUUUCUGUGACAUUGAUAUCAACGAGUGUGCUAACAUCACUUGUCUAAACGAUGGAGUAUGCCAAGAUCAAAUUAACUCAUUCCUAUGCAACUGUUCAAUUGGAUUCACCGGAGAGUUCUGUGGAGUGAAUAUCGACGACUGUGUUGGAAUCAACUGUAAUAAUGGCCAGUGUGUGGAUGGAGUGGCUAAUUUCACAUGCCAAUGUGAGAUGGGAUACAUGGGAUUGUUCUGUGAUCAGAUGAUCGAUGACUGUAUUGGAGCCCCAUGCAUGAAUAAUGCUACUUGUAACGAUCGUCUGAACAACUUCACGUGUUCUUGUGUCGAUGGUUUUGAAGGUCGUUUCUGUGAAAUCAAUAUUGACGAAUGCGAAGGUAUUGCUUGUCUCAAUGGAGGCACGUGCUUUGAUCAAGUGAAUGCGUUCGAAUGUACCUGCUCAAAUGGCUACAUCGGGACAUUUUGUGAAACCGACAUAGAUGAUUGUGUGGGUGUUGACUGUAACAAUGGCAUUUGUAUUGAUGAAGUAGCCUCGUUCCUUUGUUCCUGUAAUUCAGGCUUCACUGGUGAUUACUGUGAGAUUGAUAUCAAUGAGUGUACUAACAUCACUUGUCUAAACGAUGGAAUCUGCCAAGAUCUAAUUAACUCAUUUGUCUGCAACUGUCAAGCUGGAUUCACCGGAGAGUUCUGUGGAGUGAAUAUUGACGACUGUGUUGAAAUCAACUGUAACAAUGGCCAGUGUGUGGAUGGAGUGGCUAAUUUCACGUGCCAAUGUGAGAUGGGAUACAUGGGAUUGUUCUGUGAUCAGAUGAUUGAUGACUGUAUUGGAGCUCCAUGCAUGAAUAAUGCUACUUGUAUUGAUCGUCUGAACAACUUCAGUUGCAGCUGCAGUCCACUAUACACUGGAAACUUUUGUGAAAUGGAAAUUGAUGUGUGUGCUUCUGAAAUGCCAUGUGAAAACAAUGGCGUAUGUACACCGCUUGUAACUGAUGGAUUCCCUUCUUUUGAGUGUUCCUGCAUCGGUCCUUUUACUGGAGAUCGUUGUGCAGUGUUUGACCCCUGUGUUGAGGAACCUUGCCUUAACAAUGGUGUAUGUAUUUUUGGAGAGUUCGAUGAGAGCUAUAGAUGCAAUUGUUCUUCACCUUAUACUAGUACCGAUUGUGAAGUUAUCGAUGCUUGCAUGGCAUACAGCCCUUGUUUGAAUGGAGCCACCUGUACAAUUAUAUUGCCUUCACCUAGCAGCAGUUUAACAAGGGAAACAGUUAAUUCUACGUUCCAGUGCACAUGUGCUGAUGGAUUCACUGGCAUAAACUGUGAAACAAUCAUUACGCCUUGCUUUUUUGUGCCUUGUUUGAACAAUGGUGUUUGUAAUGUUGACGCCUCCUCUGAGUUUGGUUAUACUUGCAACUGCCCAGUAGGAUUUCAAGGACAGAAUUGCGAUCAAGAUAUUGUUGUACCAGCAUUUUCUGGACAGUCAUUCUUCUCCACCAACUUUCCCAAUGUGGCAAUUCUUUCCAUUUCCCUGUCAUUACGCACGACUACACACGAUGCUCUAGUUGUCUUUGUUCCUGGCGAGAAUGACUCCUACAUCACCCUCAGAGUAACCGAGUCUGGAAAUCUAGCACUGGACUAUAGAGUUGGAACCAGUGGUACAAUAACUGUCACUGCACCUCUGUACUACGUAGCUGAUGCUCAGUGGCAUUCCAUCAACAUAGUUGCAGCGGAUUCUCUUUCUUUAUCUAUUGACAACCGAGUCAGCUACUCUAUGCCCAUACCUAGCCGGUUCAAUGAUAGCUCUGUUUUGUAUGUGGGCGGUUUUGGAGACUCAUCCGUCCCAUUGGAAAUUCAAUUGAUCCCUGGUCUCGUUGGUUGUAUAGAUCGUCUCUUGAUUAACAGUCAGCCAUUCCAAAAUAAUUUCGUGAAUGGAGUGGGUAUUGCAGAAUGCAUGAUGGGUGCUUGUACUAGUACAGCUUGUUCGGACAAUGGGGUGUGUAUGGAGGAACCUACUGCUAUGCAAGGUUACAAGUGUGAAUGUAACCUCCAAUACAUUGGAGCUGAUUGCAAUCAAGAAGUAAAUGUCCUGGUACCAUCAUUCAAUGGCCAAUCAUACCUGCGCCAUUCUAUUCCUGACGGCUUUAAUCUUGAUCUUUCUGUUGACGUGACGAUUCUCACCAACCAGUCUGAAGGUCUCCUCCUAUACGCAAUUGGUUCAACAUCAGACUACUUAUCUCUCGUUAUUGCCAAUGGAUUUCCUUCACUUCGUCUUUCACUCAAUUCGCAAAUGAUUGUUUUAACAAGUAGUAUCAGAGUGGAUAAUGAUGUUUGGCACACAGUGAGUGUGUCUAGAGUUGGAAGUGAUGUAUACUUGAUGGUUGAUGACACUGUUGACAUGUUGGUAGCACAGGAUAUUUCGUUUGAUGCUCUUACGCCUCUACAUGUUGGAGGGGUGCCUUUUUUCUCGCAGUCUGUCCAAGAAGCUUCGCUACAGACAGUCGGUUUUAGUGGAUGCAUUCGUGAUUUCCAAAUACAAAGAAUGCGUGUGGACAUCGUGAAUAACGCUCUCUCUGGAGUCACCAUCUCUCAGUGCUCAGAGCCAGUGUGCUCGUAUGUCAUGUGUCAGAAUGGAGCCACGUGUGUCAACAUGACAGUUUCACCAGGAUUCAUGUGCUCAUGUCAGUCUGGAUACACAGGAGAGUUCUGUGAGACUCUUAUUCCGCUAUGCAUCCCUAAUCCUUGCAAUGGAGGACUGUGUAGCCAGGAAGGUGUCACGUUUAGUUGUCUGUGCCCACUUGAAACAGGAGGCAGGACUUGUGACCAAGAUGUUCAAAUCACUGUCCCGGAGUUCAGUGGAAACUCGUAUAUUGCUUAUCCGUCUCUCACACCAGAAGAGCUGUUCCCUCAGUUAACCAUUCGUCUACGUCUCUAUCCCACAUCUGAGAACGGGCUCGUUUUGUUCACAAGUCGUUCAGAUUUAGAUUUUGGAGAUUAUUUAUCGCUCUCAAUGAUUGAUAGUUACUUACAGCUCUCAUAUGCAAUUGCAUCCAGAACCAAUGCUCUUAAAAGCAGUGUUACGCUUGAUCUAAAUGCUUGGUACUUCGUUAUGAUUACUCUUACAGGAGUGAAUGCCACUCUUUCAGUCGAUGGGCAGGAUGCCAGUAUUCUAAUAGCUAAUUCUCCAUUCACAGUGCUUGAUGUACGCAGUAAUUUGUUUGUAGGUGGCUACUCAAGUCAUGUCCAAAUCUCUUCACUCACUGGCACAUCAGAAGGUUUUUAUGGAAGUGUCAGCCACUUUGAGAUUAAUGGCAGAAUGUUAGACCUAAUUAUCGAUGCAGACUUUGGAUUCGGAGUAACAGAAUCAAAUGUGAGCACAUGUGCUGGCAAUCCAUGCUCGAAUGGUGGGGAGUGUGUGCCAUUUGGUCCAAGCUUUGUAUGUAAUUGUCCGGUUGGGUUCACUGGCCUCCUAUGUGGUUCAAUGUCAGAUCCUUGUGAAACUGGGACUACCUUGUGUGCGGAUGGGUCCACUUGUCAAUCUAGCAAUGAUGGACUCAGUUUUGCCUGUAUAUGUCCACUGGGUAGAGGAGGAAACUUAUGUGAUCAAGACCUGUCAAUAGCAAUCCCUUCGUUCAAUGUGUCAUCGUAUAUUGAGUACCCUGUCACCUUUGUUGACGCCAGCCUGACAUCUAUUCAGAUCACUUUUAACCCCUCCUCACCUCAUGGACUUCUAUUAUACUUUGGAGACCACACACAACAACGAGACUUCCUCUCUUUAACUCUUAUUAACAGUCGUGUCCAGUUUCGUUACGAUCUUGGCUCGGGAGUAGCCCUAAUAACUAGUCCAGUUCUAGCCCUCAAUAGCUGGCACACUGUCUAUGCAAGACGAGAUGGAAUCUCAGGAUCACUAAGAGUUGAUAAUGGAGAUGUUAUUACUGGAUCGUCUCCGGGUUCUUUGCAGCAGCUUCCUGUCUUUGGUAAUAUCCGUCUCGGUGGGGUACUGGAUACCAGUGUGUUGUCUCCUCAUGUGGGUACUGAGAUAGGUUAUCAAGGAUGUGUUGAGUCAUUGAAGGUUGACAAUCAGCGAUUGAACCUGUUGGACUUUGCCAUUGCCGGUAGAGCAGUUACAGAAUGUACUACCGAUAUGUGCUCUGUCAACCCAUGUACCAAUAGUGGAACAUGUUUGAAUCAGGUGUUGACCUUUAGGUGUGUGUGCCCAUUGGAAUUUACCGGAGACAUCUGUGACACCGCAAAUGACGUUAUGGUUCCAAAUCUCAACGGACAAACUAGUUACCUUUCGUAUCCUACCAUCAUCAAUGCUUUUGCUGUGACAAGCAUUUAUAUUGAAAUCAGACCGUACUCUCCAGAUGGCUUGCUCCUGUACAAUGGUCAGGCGUCUGGUAUUGACUACAUAGCUCUAGUGCUUAGGAAUGGCUUUGUUGAACUCUGGUUUGAUUUCGGACAAGGACCAACCACCAUUGUUAGCAGUACUUCCAUCUCACUAGAACAAUGGCACAGUGUACGAGUAUUGCGUGAAGGGAGAAGAGGAGUACUAACAGUUGACAGUGAUGCUCCUGUUGAAGGAACUUCUCAAAACACAUUCUCUGGCCUGCAGCUUGACACAAGUCUGUUCAUUGGUGGAACUCCAUACUUUACUGGUCUACCAUCUGAGCUAAAUAUUCGCACAGCGUUGAAUGGUUGUGUUAGACAGCUCAGUACACGAGAGGAUAACACACCUACUGAUCUGCUGCUGGAUGCAAUUGCUGGUGCUGAUGUUGGUGAAUGUCCAGGACUAACACCUUGCGAGACCUCUCAAUGCCAGAAUGGUGGUGUGUGUAUGAAUAUAGCUGAUAGCUUUGCGUGUGAGUGCCCCUCAGAAUAUUCAGGAAGGUUCUGUGAGACUAGGGUUUGUCUAUCAAGUGAUCCUUGUCAGAACAAUGGUGUCUGCUCAAUUCAAAGUGCUUCCAAUGGGAGUUUAGUGCCAACUUGUGCCUGUUCGCUACCAUAUGGUGGAGUCUACUGCACAGAAAGGCAAUCGUUUGAUAAUGCGUUUGUAUCUGCUACUGGAUACUUGGAGUAUGGAAUUGACAGUCUUUCUGCUGGUGUUGUUCAAUCGUUUCUUGUGACAACUGCGGUACAACUCAACAUUACUAUGUCAUCUACCUCUGGUGAUGGUCUCAUCUUCUUUAUGGGAGCACGAGACAUACCAGGUGACUAUAUUCUGCUAGAGCUUCAAGAUCAAUACCUUUACUAUCGGUUUGAGUUGGGAAGAGGGACUCCUAUCAGUGUUCGCUCUACUGAACGUCUCCAGUCUGGCAGUACGUAUACUGUGUACAUGGAUCGCAGUAAUAACCAGGGACGUCUCUUAGUGAGUGGGCAGGCAGACACCACUGGAGAUGACAACUCUCGCUUCUCGCUACUAAAUCUCUACACUGAUGACAGAUUCGUCAUUUACCUAGGAAACAGAGGCCUUGAAAGAAGUGGAAAUUUUGAGGGCUGUCUCUCAGCAUUCUCCAUUGGGACACUAUCAAAUCUACUACCAGUACAAUUAGACGCUACAUUACAAGGACAACUAGUCACUCCUUGCAAUAGCUAGUCAUAAUUAACUAUAUGCAAAGUAACGGCAUCUACGUAUAUAAUUUAUUUCGCCUUCAUUUCUGUAUGGAUCUAGUCAGUCAUAAUGAUUAUCUUUUCACUCUA
This is a messenger RNA of Halichondria panicea, 11534 nucleotides long. Its product is annotated as protein eyes shut homolog. The transcript has 13 exons. The coding region runs from base 1 to 11430 and encodes 3809 amino acids. Gene Ontology annotation, molecular function: calcium ion binding. The record is from RefSeq and is a predicted model, not a curated record. NCBI's taxonomy places the organism in Eukaryota, Metazoa, Porifera, Demospongiae, Suberitida, Halichondriidae.